AUGCUUUUGGAUGCUGCUGCUGACGGCGACGUGGAUGAAGUGAAACAACUACUUGAAGAUGGAGCAGACGUAAACACUACAGAUGACAGUGGAAACACACCCUUGAUUCUUGGUGCUAUCAGCGGUUCCAGUGAAGUCGUGAGGGUCCUUUUGGAGGCUGGCACUGACAUCAAUGCCCAAGGAGAAAUUGAAGGAACUGCACUUCGUUUGGCUGCGCCGCUGGGCAAUGCUACCAUAGUUGAGCUUCUGGUUGUGGAGGGUGCGGACACUGAGAUUCCAGAUGAGGAUGGAAUCACACCUCUGUAUGCUGCUGUAGAUGCGGAGGAGCUCUCUGUUGUGAAAGUCUUAGUGGAGGCAGCAGACAUCGAGGCAACUGUGGUCAAUCGUGGCUACACUGCCGUCUCGUAUGCCGCUGGAUUUGGAAAUCUGGAGACUUUCGAUGUGCUGGUUGCAAGGGGUGCCGACCUCAAGGUGAUGACCUUACAAGGCCUUGGUGUGCUACACCUUGCUGCCCUUGAGCCAAGCAACACCCCUAUAAUGGAGGUGCUCCUCGACAAGGGGAUGGACAUCAAUGCCACAACCGAAGAAGGACAGACAGCCAUAGACUUGUCUGCUUGGAUUGGAGACAAGCCCAACAUCGAGUUUCUGUUGUCCAAGGGUGCUAAUCCGUCUCUCAAUGGAAUUCCUGUGUGUGGCUGCCUGGACACAAACCAAGGAUCGGUGUGUCCACCUGAAAACUGCCAGUCAAAGGAAGACAUAGACGAGAUCCAUGAUCUUCUGGGCAUUGAGGAUGGGAUCGAGCACCUUAUAGAUGCAGUGGCCGCUGGUGACGAGGAGGCUGUCGUGAGGCUCAUCAACGAUGGUGCCAAUGUAGAACAAACAGCUGCUGGUGGGGAGACCCCCCUCAUACUGGCCUCAACAAGGGGUCUUGAGGAGAUCGUCACCAUACUGCUAGAUGCAGGAGCAGAUGUCAACGCGACAGACAACAUCGGACUGACACCCUUGUGGGUGGCAUCAUUCUUCAACCAUCCCGCUGUUGUUAAAUUGCUAAUUGAGGCGGAUGCCGACAUUGAGGCAAUGGCAAAUGGCGGUACCUCCCUGCAUGUCGCCGCCACUGCUGGCGGUGCAGAGGUCAUUGAGCUGCUCAUCGGGGCCGGUGCAGACCCCGAUGUCAGAACUCCCCGGUCGCAGAGUACACCCAUAAUGUUUGCUGCUGAAGGCAAUCACCUGGAAGCGGUGCGGGCCCUGAUCGACGCGGGGGCCAAUGUCACGAUUCCGACUGCAGAAGGCCUGACCGCAUUGCACAUGGCUGCCACUGCAUCGGGCUCGGAGAAGAUCAUGAACAUCCUCCUUGGCGAGGGAAUCGACGUCAACGCGAGGGCCCUUGAAGACACCACGCCGGUCAUCAUCGCAGCCUACUAUGGCAACAGGGGUGCCGUCCUGUUCCUGAUCUCCAAGGGGGCGGACACUCAGAUCAGCACCGGCGGGCUCUUCGACGUGGUCUGCGGCUGCGUGGCGCACAUCUUCGACCCGAGGCUCCGGCAGUGCUCGGCGGGCGCAUGCCAGACCCAGGACGACAUCGACGAGAUCGAGGCCCUGCUGGGCGGCGAUGCCUGGAGGUCACCCAUCCCGAAACCCGCAACCGCCGCCAUCCCGGCCCUGAAGCUUCACCCCAACGCCCCAUUCCGGACGCCGCCGCAGCGCCGCCAAACCCCUGUGAGCCCGUGUGACUGGGCUCUGUGCUCCGAUGGGGGUGGGGGAGUGCUGGGUGGCUUGCAGGACGGGCGUCUGGGCGCACUGUGGACGUUUUCAACCACGACGGGCUGA
Messenger RNA from Ostreobium quekettii, 1827 nucleotides. Lineage: Eukaryota; Viridiplantae; Chlorophyta; Ulvophyceae; Bryopsidales; Ostreobiaceae. The record is from the annotation of a GenBank genome assembly.